AUGUCAAAACGAAACCUCCUCCUAUGCUUCGAUGCAUUCGGAACUCUGAUCAGACCUGUUCGUCCAGUUGCGCAGCAAUACGCUGAUAUUGCUCGACAAUGCGGUUUCACCAACUUUAACGACGACGAGCUGCAAGCCGCCUUCAAGUCAUCCUUUAAACAUGAGUCCAAAAAGAAUCCGAAUUAUGGAAAAGAGACGGGUUUAGGGGCGACGAAUUGGUGGACUAGCGUUAUUCAUAACACCUUCACGUCUUUGGCGAAGGAUGACAAGCCGUUACCAAAAGAUUUGGCGCCAAAGUUGCUGCAUCGCUUCGCCUCGAAAGAGGGUUAUGAAACGGAACCAGGCCUUGUUGAGGCUUUCAAGAAGUUGAAGCAAAAUCCACCUCGGGAUUUCGACAGUCUUGUCGUUGGUGUCAUAACAAACUCAGACGAUCGCAUUCCCAGCAUCCUCUCAUCUUUAGGACUCGCCGUGAGCCCAUUGAGAUACGGCACCGAUUCUGACCUCAUCAAGCUAAAAGACAAGACCUACGAUAUCGACUUUCAUUGUAUGUCUUACGACGUUGGCGUUGAGAAACCAGACAAGCGCAUCUUCAGUGCUGCAGAUCACAUGCUCGCCCAGAUCAUCAGCGCUCGUACCAGAAAGACCUUGGGCGAAUCUGAAGGAGAGACCAGUAGUUGGCGAAAGGUAUAUGUUGGUGAUGAUUAUUCCAAAGACGUACUCGGGUCAGCCAAUGCAGGCUGGAAUCCGGUGCUACUCGACCCAAAAGAUGAGUGCGAAAACAUCGCUGAUCUGAAGCACUGGAGGUUGCCGUCAAAUGAGAAGCCGGAAGGAGAGGUUUGCAAGAUUGAGGAUCAUCCAGGUGCGACAUUGGAUGGAGUGUUUAGGGAACAUGACGUUGCGACUGUUCAUUCAAUUCGAAAUCUUCUUUCCUGGCUGUCAAGAUGA
Molecule: messenger RNA, 945 nt
Organism: Fusarium musae
Lineage: Eukaryota; Fungi; Ascomycota; Sordariomycetes; Hypocreales; Nectriaceae
Exons: 2
Coding region: 1-945 (314 amino acids)
Source: RefSeq, a predicted model, not a curated record